GAGGCGGGCGUGACGAUGGCCCGGCCGCCCGUCGCGCUCUAUUCCGGUCCUCGACGCCGAAGGGACAGGGCGCUCCGCUCGCCUCGCCGCGCCCUUCCGCCGCCUGCGACUGCGUCUGCGAAGCUGCUAGGAAUGGCCGGAGAGAAACCGUAUGUGAUAUUAACCCUUCUGCUACUCCUGCAAGCGUUAUCACAUGCCUGGGGCCCUUCCUCAGCCUCCGACCGCAAACCCGGUGGCCCAGCGAAACACCCUCAGCGCCUGUGCCCGCACUCAUGCCCCUGGAACUACGCCCCCGUGUGCGGCAGCGACGGCACGACCUACUACAACGAGUGCGCUCUCGAAAGGGUCAAGUGCGGUGACCUGACGCUCUUCAAGGUCAACAACGGUCCUUGUCGAGUGGCAUCCUCCCGGCGCCCAUGCCCGACCGCGUGCCCCUUCGAGUUCUUGCCCGUCUGCGGAACCGACGGCGCCAGCUACCACAGCGCGUGCGCGUUGGCGGCCGCGCGCUGCUCCAAGCCGGGGCUGGCCAAGAGGAGCGACGGACCCUGCCCCUUGUCCGACUCCUGGGGGCCACGCGCACCAGAUAAACCUUCGUGGUCUGCGCCUUCUGUGCCUUCGUCAGGGACAGGCUACGACGCCCCGCGCACGGGAUCGUCGCCAAUCAAUGAGGUGCAGGAAAAGCCAUGGAAGAGAUGAAAUUCGUCUGGUGUUCAAGAGGAUGUCGGUAUUUCACUUACUGGAUAAAAAGGGAACAUUGUAAAAUUGACCGAGAAGGUCUUGUAUGUGAAAAAAAAAAAAAGAUAAAAGAUUGUGAAGGGGAUGCAAGGGAUGUUCAUUCUCAUUCAUAACCUUUUUUUUUUUACAUCUGUGGCAAUGAAGACGGUUCGUCGGGAAAUAUCUUUGUCACCCUUUAUAAACCUUCAGUUUUCUAUGAUAGAUGUCUAUUCAUCUUCAGUUCUUCUCACCUUUCUACAAAUAUUCACCAAAAAAAAAAAAAAAACAGCACACAUACCUGCUUUAUUCCACUAUAAAAUGACAAAGUAGGUCUGGAUAGGUCUCUGAUACAUUUAGCAAUCUUACGUAAAAACAGAUAAAGCAGAGACCAUUUCUAAAUCAAGAUCUUUCAUUGGCCUUCAGUUUGCUCAAAAUCACUUUCAGAUAGUUUUGGUUGCUGCAUAAUAAGCUACCUUGUGGUUCAACUUUUAAAAGUAUUUGUUUGGCUCUCAGCUAGAUUUUUUAAAAAUUACAUUGAUAAGUUAUGGUUGCUAUAUUAUAUCAUGCGUCCUUGACUUUUUCUGGAUCCAUAGCCUUAAAAUGACCUUCCCAAAGCCUAAGACCAAAGGGACGUGAUCUCUUUGGGUUAUUUGUUGUUGUAAAACAUGAUGUGUGGCUUUACCUUUUAAGAUGAAAGUCUCAGUUUGUUACUAUGGGCCAGGUUCAUUCACCUGAGAGAUAUUUGAAUUAUCGAACCUCUAUACACCAUAAGCAUAACUAAACCUCUAAAUUAUACAAUGCAUACAGGGAUAAUCAAGAUUCUACAGUAUUCAUUUUCCUUGUUUUUAUAUAAACUAUAUCCCAAUACUCCAUAAAGAAAACACUUUAGU
Messenger RNA from Penaeus monodon (black tiger shrimp), 1604 nucleotides. Its product is annotated as extracellular protease inhibitor 1-like. The record is from RefSeq and is a predicted model, not a curated record. NCBI's taxonomy places the organism in Eukaryota, Metazoa, Arthropoda, Malacostraca, Decapoda, Penaeidae. Gene Ontology annotation, molecular function: protein binding. Bases 16 to 696 code for a protein of 226 amino acids. The transcript has 5 exons.